GCCAAAACCCCACCACUCCACAGCACAGUCACGCUAGCACAGUAAUAAUCCCAUUCGGGCAUUUCAUCAAGUAUCAAUGCCUCCAAAAUCCGAGCCCCAAAACCUCUCCUCCUCCGCCAUGGAAUCUUCCGACUCCUCCAUCGACCCAUUCUUCCACGUCCUCAAAAUCCUUCCCUACUCCUUCCUCCGCCCUCCUCGUCUACGUCUAAAGCUCCCAUCCUUCACUCUUCCAUCCGCCAUGACCGUCUACGCCUUGAUCCUCCUCACCUACUUCCUCGUCGUGUCAGGGCUCGUCUACGAUGUCAUCGUUGAACCUCCGGGCAUCGGAUCUACUCAGGAUCCUCGCACCGGAUCAGUUAGACCUGUUGUUUUCCUCCCGGGUCGGGUCAAUGGGCAGUAUAUUAUCGAAGGGCUCUCCUCCGGGUUCAUGUUUGUUCUUGGCGGAACUGGGAUUGUGCUUUUGGACUUGGCUCUGGACAAAAAUCGGGCUAAAAGCGUCAAGGUUUCGUUUGCUUCAGCUGGGGUUGCUUUUGUUGUGAUUGCUUAUGUUAUGAGUAUAUUGUUCAUUCGUAUUAAGAUCCCGGCUUAUCUCCGCUGAGCGCUGUUCAUCAGGAUGUUAAGGAUUUUGAGAAAAGCUCGAGUUUUUAACUUUAUUGUAUUUUUUUGGGGACCUUUUGAAUGGGAUUUAUCUUAUUGUAAUGAAUUAACUUAUUAUAUAUGAAGUUAUGGAGGAAUUUUAAUUGCAUCUUAAAGUUCUAAUGCUGGUGAUCGGUGUCCUUUUCUGGUCACUUUCUUUCUUAUAGUGUUUGGAUUGAGGGUUGUUAUGAGAUAUGAUGGAUUCUUGAACGGGUAUUGAUAAUGACUUAUUGUAUUUGAAUGUUUUGGAGGAAUUUGAAUUGCAGCUUUAAGUUGUAACGCUGGUUAUCAAUGUCA
Molecule: messenger RNA, 933 nt
Organism: Coffea eugenioides
Lineage: Eukaryota; Viridiplantae; Streptophyta; Magnoliopsida; Gentianales; Rubiaceae
Product: oligosaccharyltransferase complex subunit ostc-like
Exons: 1
Coding region: 77-598 (173 amino acids)
Cellular component (GO): oligosaccharyltransferase complex
Source: RefSeq, a predicted model, not a curated record